AUGCAUGCCAUGUGGAUAUCCUUGAAGGAGAGCUUCAACUGUGGUAGUAAGCUUACAGACGUAAUUAUCAGCCAGAGAACCUCUUUAAGAAGCUGCACCGGUGAAAAGAACUUAGAAGGCGACCGUGUUCAUCCAAAGGGACGCCCAAUGCGCGAAGUGAUAUUCCAGAAAACCUACACGCGGAAUUUGUAUCAUGAGCUGGACAUUAGUAACUCAUCGAGGAAUGUCGUCAAGUUGAUCUUUCAAGCAGCAGCAUCACAUCCCUCAAAGCACUCCAGGAAGAUAAAGAAAGUCCUCAGGGUGAACAAUUCGGAGGAGACCCUGGAAAAGUUUGAAAAGUACAGGGAGAUGGUGAAGAAUAAAUCCUAUAAGCAACAUAAGAGGCACCCAAGAAUUAUAGUGGAUGGAAAUGAGAUCUUACAGUUCUAUGGCACCACAAUGAAUUGUUGCAGAAGAAAGCUAAGCAAAGUAUCUGAGCUUUGCAAUGAUCCCGCCUGUCGAGUUUGCAGGCUCAUUCAAUCUGGUUUCAACACUGCAUACAACAGAAGAAAUGGAAUUCAAUUGAGCACUAGCAGUGAGGAAUUCAGUGAAGACAAAAAUACUAUUGCAAAGGAGGCAUGUGUGAAGAAGGCUACCAUAGUUUGCCGGACAAUAGCAGGGACAGUAGUUAAUAUGUUUGAUGGGGAGUAUGAAGAGGAGUAUGACUCAGUUGGAAGUGGACGGAACACCAAGGCGGAAUAUUUGUUUGUCCGAGAUCCAAGUGCUGUACUCCCCUGCUUUGUCAUAAUUUUUGACUGAAAUGGUUGUGUAUUGAUGUUUAGUUGUGCCUGUUCAUAACAAGCUUGCACAUAGUUGGUUUACAUGAAUAGUUCAUGUACCCAGUGAAGCAAAAUGCAAGAGGAGGUUUUGCUACCCGUUACCUUAAAAUCAUUCCUCUUGGUGCCUGUAGCAGCUUCCAGUUACUUUUGCUAGUGCUUAAGGUCUGACUUUGUAUCGUUUGUGCAAAUUCCCAGCUAUUAUAAGAAGAUAAUCACUGUUCUA
This is a messenger RNA of Ilex paraguariensis (yerba mate), 1041 nucleotides long. The record is from the annotation of a GenBank genome assembly. NCBI's taxonomy places the organism in Eukaryota, Viridiplantae, Streptophyta, Magnoliopsida, Aquifoliales, Aquifoliaceae.